Messenger RNA from Myotis daubentonii (Daubenton's bat), 5586 nucleotides. RefSeq names its product protein mono-ADP-ribosyltransferase PARP14-like. Bases 11 to 5443 code for a protein of 1810 amino acids. Gene Ontology annotation, molecular function: transcription corepressor activity; NAD+ poly-ADP-ribosyltransferase activity. Gene Ontology annotation, biological process: protein poly-ADP-ribosylation; negative regulation of gene expression. Gene Ontology annotation, cellular component: nucleus; cytoplasm. NCBI's taxonomy places the organism in Eukaryota, Metazoa, Chordata, Mammalia, Chiroptera, Vespertilionidae. The record is from RefSeq and is a predicted model, not a curated record. The transcript has 17 exons.
AGGGCUGAGGAUGGCUGUGCCUGGCUACUUCCCGCUGCUGGUCGAGGGGUCCUGGGGUCCCGAUCCCCCUGAUCCCCGCGAUCCCCCGAAGAGCUUGAUCACCAAGUUGCAGUUGUACUUCCGGAACCAGAAGAGAUCCGGAGGCGGGGAGUGUGUGGUCCUACAGGAACUCGGCAGCCCAGCCUGCUUCCUAGUGCUCUUCCACCAGCUUGAAGUUCGGCAGAACGUUCUGGAGAGAGAGAACCAUGAGUUAGCAUUGCCAGGAAGAGGAACAUUUAAGUUAACGGUCAAGUUGCCUCCAGCCACAAAUGAAGUCCAUGAUGCCUCUAAGGAGAAAAUUCCAGCAAAGGAAUCCAAGACCAAAGAACAUGCCAAUGAACCAGAUGCAUCAGAAGAUACACAAAUCUCUCUCAACAAAAGAUCAGAAAAAAUAGAAGCUAUCCCAAAGCAAUGUGAAAAUAUUCCCUCUUUGGUUGCAUUUGAAAAUCUCAAAGCAAAUGUGACUGACAUGAUGCUAACCUGGUUGGUGGAGAGCAUAAGUGGCCUGUCCAGUGCUGAUUUUGAAGUGGAAGUAAUACGAGAUUUUGAUGUUGGCGUAGUUACCUUUCGAACAUACAUAGAUGUCAUGAAAUUUGUUGAAGAUUGUUUCAUGCGCUAUGCAGUGACACAACUUCAGCUUUCUCCAAGACUUCUGGAAGCAACAAAAAUGAUCAGGGUUGAAAACCUGCCACCUGGCAUUGACUCCUAUAAUUUGAAAUGUUUAUUUGAAAAUCCUCAAAAUGGAGGGGGAAGAGUUGUCAGUAUUGAAUAUUUUCCUGAAGAGAGUUCAGCUCUGAUAGAAUUUUUUGACAGAGAAGUGUUAGACACCAUCAUGACCAAGAAGCUUGACCUCAAUAAUAUGCCGCUCUCCGUGUUCCCAUAUUAUACCUCCUUGGGCACAGCUCUGUAUGGAAAGGAGAAGCCUCUGAUCAAGCUUCCAGCACCAUUUAAAGAAUCUUUGGAUCUUUCUUUAUGGAAGUUCUUACACAAAAGGAAUCAUCUGAUUGAGGAAAUAAAUGAAGAAGUGAGACGUUCUCACUGUGAGCUAACAUGGUCCCCACUCAAUGGUGAAGUUACCAUCAGACCUGCAGCCACCUUAGUCAAUCAAGGAAGAAAAAGAAUCAAGAACUGGAAGAAAGAUGCUUCCACAGCCUUCUUUGGCAUCAGGUCUAGAUUUAAAGUUACCCAAUUUAAAGUGUACCCAGUAGUGUGGGACCUCAUGAAAAAUGACUUAGAAGAUGAAAGAAUAUCGAUUGAGUUUGAUACAGAUCUGGGGAUUGCAACCUUAGUGGGGAAAUCAGAGGAUGUACAAAACAUUGAGCCACAAAUCAAGGAAUUAAUAGAAAACGGCACUCAAAAAGUUAAAAGUGAAGAGCACCAUUUAAAGGUAAAUCUGAAGGAGAAAGUGGCCAUGUCUCCAAAAAAGUAUUCUCUUUUGUGCCACAGCGGUGUGCAGGAGCAUCUCCGCAGGGAGUACCCAGAGAUGGAGAUUUUUUAUGACAGAGCCACCCAACACAUGUGCUUUAAAGGACUCGGCAUAGAUGUGUAUAAAGCAAAAUGUGAAGUCCAGGAAAAGGUGUACACCAUGGUUCAGAAAAGCAUUCAGCUUCCCCCGGAGGUUUUGCAGUUUUUGCAACAGGUCGACUGUUCAGAACUCUCCAAGUCUCUUUUGAUAGCACAGAAAAUUCUUGCAGUUUAUGAGCUAGAGGGCACAACUGUUUUCUUAACCGGCUGUUCUUCUGAAGUCCUCUUAGAAGCUGAGAAGCAAAUGGUCAGUGCCUUAAGUUAUAAGCGCAUAGACAUUGAGGACAGGGAAUUUCUUAACAGCAAGAGAUGGAAAGCCAUCACUAACAUUUUGUCAAAGAAACAUAAUUCCUCCUCAAAGACUGUAACGAUCAAUGAGUUAACUUCAGGAACCACAGCUGAGAUCCUUAUUGCAGGCUGUGUGAGAGAAGUAAAUGCAAUCUACCGCUUCCUUUCUGACUUUGUGGAAAAAAACAUGAAAAUAGAGAGAUUCCUUGAAAUAAAGCCUCCCUUAGUUAUUGAUUAUUUAAAGGCAGAGAAGAAGAUAUUCUGGCAAAAGAUAAAGAUGAACAAGCUAAAUGUUUGGAUAGAUUUCAAUGCUAGGAACAAUCCAAAAGGCAUUUUACUAACUGGCUCGAAGGCCGAAGUCCUGGAGGGAAUGAACAUCCUCAAGCAAGCCAGGGAUUCAGUUUGUGUUAAAAGCAUCAGUAUUGAUAAGCCAGGAGCCAGCCAGUCCUUCCGGGAUAGACCAUGGUAUUAUAAACGUGAGGUACGGUCAUUUGGUUGUUUUGUGGAACUACUGCAGAAUGAAGGAAAGAAGGAGGGAGGUGGCAGUGAUGGGCAGAAGUGCUCCUGUCGGACAGAAUUGGCCCCUGGAGUCUCGCUGAUUGUACAGCAAGGCGACUUGACACGCUUUCCUGUUGAAGUGGUGGUGAAUGCCGCAAAUGAGGACCUCCGUCUCAGUGGGGGCCUGGCUGCUGCUCUUUCAAAGGCAGCUGGCCCUGAGCUCCAAGCAGACUGUGACCGGAUAGUGAAGGAAAAGGGUAAGAUCCCAACUGGCCAUGCCACCAUCUCAAAACCAGGAAAGCUCCCAUACCACCAGGUGAUCCACGCAGUGGGACCCAAGUGGAACAGCAGUGAUGUUCUGGGGUGUGUGUUACAGUUAAAGAAUGCCGUGAAAAGAAGCCUCCAUUUGGCUGAUAAUUUCCAGUACCAAUCCAUAGCCAUCCCUGCCAUUAGUUCUGGAGACGGCGGCUUUCCCUUAUCCCAGUGUGUGGAGGCCAUUGUUUUGACCAUCAAGGAAUCCUUCCUGUAUAACUGGGCUGGAUGCACCUUGAAAGAGGUUUACCUUGUGGAUUUAGCUGAGAAGACUGUUGAGGCCUUUGCUGAAACUGUGAAAACUGUAUUUAAAAACAACAAGCCUGAUGCUGCUUCCCUGCCCAGUGUACCCGCAGGAGUCCAGCCAGGUCCAAGAAACACUGAUGGAAACAGAGAAAUGCUGUUGUGCCCAGGUGGUCUGAGGAUCCUGUUGGUGAAAGGAGAUGUGCAGAAUGCUAUGGCUGAUGUUGUCGUCAACUCCAUUCCUCGGGAUCUCAACCUUAAUAGUGGGCUCCUUUCUCAGGCCCUCUUGGCAAAAGCUGGGCCAAAUCUCCAGAAGGAAUUGAACACAGCUGGACAAGGGAUAGCUGUUGACGUGGGCACGAUUCUUCAAACCACUGGUUGUAAUCUGCAAUGCAACCAAGUGCUUCAUGUGGUGGCUCCGAGCUGGAACAAUGGCGACACAUCUUCACACAAGAUAAUGCAAGACAUAAUCAGAAAAUGUUUGGAAAUGACUGAGAACUUGUCCUUAAACUCAAUUGCGUUUCCAGCCAUAGGAACAGGCAAUUUGGGGUUUCCUAAGACUGUUUUUGCUGAAUUGAUCAUUUCAGAAGUGUUGAAAUUUAGUAGCAACAAUCAACCAACAGCUUUACAAGAGGUUUGCUUUGUGCUGCACCCGAGUGAUCACGGAAAUAUUCAGGCAUUUUCAGAUGAAUUUGACAGAAUAGCUAAUGGAAAUUUCAUCAGUGACAAAAUUGCCAAGAUUCAGAAUACACAAGGUUUGUAUGGGACUGUUACCAGCCCUGCUUCAGGAGUGUAUGAAAUGAAAAUUGGCCCCAUCAUCUUCCAGGUGGCCACUGGAGAUAUUGCUAAAGAAGCAGCAGAUGUGAUUGUAAAUUCAACAACAAAGACAUUUGAUCGCAAAGCAGGGGUCUCCAAAGCAAUUUUGGAAAAGGCUGGACAAAAUGUGGAAAUAGAAUGUUCUUGUCUAGCACAACAGCAGAACGAUGGUUAUAUAAUUACUGGUGGUGGAUCUCUGAAGUGCAAGAAUAUUAUUCAUGUCGUUGGUGGAGCUGAUGUCAAGAGAUCAGUUACCUGUGUUUUGCAAGAGUGUGAAAAACGGAAUCACUCGACCAUUUGCCUCCCAGCCAUUGGGACAGGACGUGCUCAACAAGACCCAGAUAAGGCUGCUGAAGCCAUAAUGGAUGCCAUUGAAGACUUUAUCCAGAAAGGACUAGUGCAGUCUGUGAAAAAAGUUAAAGUUGUUAUCUUUCAGCCUCAAAUAAUGGAUGUUUUUUGUGCCAACAUGAAAAAAAGAGAAGGCUCUCAGGCUCCCUCACAGUCUAUAAUGUCUAAAAUUGCAUCAUUUUUCGACUUCUCAAAGCAACCUUCCCCCAAACAAAAGCCUUUGGUUUUGGAGAAGAAAACAGAAUCAGCAAUUUUUCAGGUGUGUGGUGAAAAUGAAACAUCUGUACAAAAUGCCCUCUUCUGCCUACAGAAUCUGAUGGAAAAGGAACAGAGUCUUUACACCAGUGAAGAGGAAUGUAUCAGAGACUUUGAUGAAAAGGAGUAUCAGGAAUUGAAUAAGGUGCAGAAGGACUUGAAUAUUUUUGUGGACUUGGACCAUCAGAAACCUUUGAUUAAGGUUUCAGGAAUUAGCAGAGAUGUGGAAAAGGCUAGAAAUGCAGUUGAGGAGAUGAUCAAGACAGUUAGAUCAGCCAAAGAGCAGGAAUCCAGAGCUGAUUAUAUCACUGAGUUUGUAGAAUGGCAAUAUGACGACAAUAACACUUUUCGUAGUUUUGACAAAAUGACCAAUAUGAAAUUGGAGGAGGCAAGAAAAAAACAGGGAAAAACAGUUGAUGUCCAAAUUAAUAAUCAGAACUACACAGUGGACGUGAAAACAUGCUUUGCUACAGAUGCAAACGGACACAGUUUACAAAUUCAGCGCAUUAUGAAACCUCAAGUUGAGAUCCCUGGACACUGGAGUGAUAUGAAGCAGCAGCGUGUCUGUCUGGUUGAGCUACAGCCUGGCCAACCAGAAUACAGCAAAGUGGCAGAUGCCUUCAAUCAGACCUGCUCACAAUUCAAGAUAGAGAAGAUUGAGAGAAUCCAGAAUCGAAGUCUCUGGCAGUUCUACCAGACAAAGAAAAAAACCAUGGAUGACAAGAAUGGCCAUACACAAAAUGAGCAGCUGCUCUUCCAUGGGACAGAUGCUGACUCCUUGCCACAUGUCAAUCAACAUGGCUUUAACCGCAGUUAUGCAGGAAAGAAUGCUACGAAAUACGGAAAGGGAACCUACUUUGCUGUCAAGGCCAGUUAUUCUGCCCGUGAUACUUACUGCAGACCAGACGCAAAUGGGAAAAAGCAUAUGUACUAUGGGCGCGUGCUUACUGGAUUGUACACACUUGGAAAUCCUUCAUUACUUGAACCUCCUCCAAAAAAUCCUAAAAAUCCUCUUGACCUGUAUGAUACUGUCACAGAUAAUGUGAGCACUCCAAGUUUAUUUGUGGUAUUUUAUGACUACCAGGCUUACCCAGAAUACCUCAUUACUUUUAAAAAAUAACAUUUUGGAGGGUUGAACCAAGAUGGAGACAUUGGUAAACACUGGAAAUUGCUGCCUCGCACAAUCACUUCAAAACUUCGACUAAAAGACAAAAUGGACAUCAUCCAGAACCACAGGAAGGCUGGCUGAGUGGAAAUUCUACA